GAAGGCUGCGGCGUCGCGUACCCUGAUUGGUGAUUUACCCAUCAUUUUCACUGUUGCACUAAUCAGACUAUUCCAUUUCUCUCCAUCACCACCAUCCAAACUCUUUCAAUGGCGCUCUACGUUCUAUCACGCCGUUUAUCAACCAAAUCAACCUCACCAACACUCUUCACCUUUCGUUACUUCUCAUCAACCACUACCUUCAGAGAAGAACGCGACACAUUCGGACCCAUUCAAGUUCCCUCCGAUAAACUAUGGGGAGCACAGACUCAACGAUCUUUGCAGAAUUUCGAUAUCGGUGGUCCCCGUGAACGUAUGCCUGAACCUAUCAUUCGCUCUUUCGGCAUCUUGAAAAAAUGCGCUGCUAAGGUUAAUAUGGAGUAUGGUCUUGAUCCUACUAUUGGAAAAGCGAUUAUGAAGGCCGCGCAAGAAGUUGCUGAUGGAAAGCAUAAUGAUCAUUUUCCUCUUGUUGUUUGGCAAACUGGAAGUGGUACUCAAAGUAACAUGAAUGCUAACGAGGUUAUUGCAAACAGAGCCUCAGAGAUUCUUGGCCAUAAGCGCGGUGAGAAGUUUGUGCACCCAAAUGACCAUGUCAAUAUGUCACAAUCUUCUAAUGAUACAUUUCCAACUGUGAUGCACAUUGCCGCUGGAACUGAAAUAAACUCAAGACUAAUCCCCAGCUUGAAGACAUUACAUGCUACACUUGACGCAAAGUCGAUUGAAUUUAAAGAUAUAGUCAAGAUUGGGCGCACUCAUACUCAAGAUGCUACACCUUUGACUCUCGGACAGGAGUUUAGUGGGUAUACUACACAACUGAAGUAUAGUCUUGAUCGUGUGAUUACCAUUUUGCCGCGUAUGUAUCAGCUUGCCCAGGGUGGUACCGCUGUAGGGACUGGAUUGAAUACAAAGAAGGGGUUUGAUGUUAAGGUGUCACUAGCAGUAGCUACGGAAACAAAUCUGCCCUUUGUAACAGCAGAAAAUAAGUUUGAGGCUUUGGCUGCCCACGAUUCUUUUGUUGAAACUAGUGGAGCCCUCAACACAAUUUCGGCUUCUUUAAUGAAGAUAGCUAAUGAUAUACGGUUAUUAGGAAGUGGUCCCCGUUGCGGUCUUGGUGAACUCAUUCUUCCUGAAAACGAACCGGGAAGCAGUAUUAUGCCUGGGAAGGUUAACCCUACCCAGUGUGAGGCUUUGACUAUGGUCUGUGCACAGGUCAUGGGAAACCAUGUUGCAAUCACUGUGGGAGGAUCAAAUGGUCAUUUUGAGCUCAAUGUAUUCAAGCCAGUGAUUGCCAGUAAUCUCCUGCAAUCGGUGAGACUGCUUGGAGAUUCAUGUGCUUCCUUUGAAAAGAAUUGUGUAAGAGGUAUUCAAGCUAAUAGAGAAAGAAUUUCAAAGCUAUUGCAUGAGUCACUCAUGCUGGUCACAUCCUUGAACCCGAAAAUUGGUUAUGACAAGGCAGCUGCAGUUGCCAAGAAAGCCCACAAAGAGGGGUCUACACUUAAGGAAGCUGCAUUAAAGCUUGGAGUGCUGACUUCUGAAGAGUUUGACAGUCUUGUGGUUCCCGAGAAAAUGCUUGGCCCAAGUGAUUGAUUAGCAUAUGAUGAUGUAUUGUUUUAAUAAUUAUUGGCUCCUCAUCAGCUACGUUGGAUUAAUAUUUUUGAAGCGUACCCAUUGAAUGAAUUGGGAAAUAGAAAUCCAAAUAACCAAUGAUUUUGACUUUCUUAGCAGACAUUCUUGAGGAAAAAGAUUCUCCAAAUUUGUAACGAGGCAACAAAUAAAGGAAAAGUUUUGCUCACUGUCUUUGAUUUA
Messenger RNA from Medicago truncatula (barrel medic), 1803 nucleotides. Its product is annotated as fumarate hydratase 1, mitochondrial. Lineage: Eukaryota; Viridiplantae; Streptophyta; Magnoliopsida; Fabales; Fabaceae. The coding region runs from base 109 to 1584 and encodes 491 amino acids. Gene Ontology annotation, cellular component: mitochondrion. The transcript has 16 exons. The record is from RefSeq and is a predicted model, not a curated record. Gene Ontology annotation, molecular function: fumarate hydratase activity. Gene Ontology annotation, biological process: tricarboxylic acid cycle; fumarate metabolic process; malate metabolic process.